Ooceraea biroi (clonal raider ant) is the source of this 2896-nucleotide messenger RNA. RefSeq names its product zinc finger protein 341. Lineage: Eukaryota; Metazoa; Arthropoda; Insecta; Hymenoptera; Formicidae. The record is from RefSeq and is a predicted model, not a curated record. Gene Ontology annotation, biological process: regulation of transcription by RNA polymerase II. Gene Ontology annotation, molecular function: RNA polymerase II cis-regulatory region sequence-specific DNA binding; DNA-binding transcription repressor activity, RNA polymerase II-specific. Gene Ontology annotation, cellular component: nucleoplasm.
GAUUUCAUUUCGAGGUUAGGUAUCGAUCAGUGCACUGGCGCCGUUUCGCCAGCAACAAAGAUGUGAGAGUGGUAUCGUUAUGUUUUCGUCACGGAGAUUCCCUUCGCUUGUUCAUGAGGGUUAGACCCUUUUCAUCAUAUUCCUGCUAAAAUGCCGUGCUGAUCCGCGAUACCGAGACAUGGCGCAAUCUAUCCUCGAUGCACUGACAGGUUCCAGUUUCUCUCUUGAAUCUUCGAUUAUCUUGUUUCUGGCAUUCUUUUAUAUUUGGCAGUUCGCACGCUGAGCGUUUUGCGUUUUCCUACAUGUUUCGCUGGAUGGCUCCUCAGUACAAUCCUUGUUAGAGUCGCAGAACUUGAUAGCCGAAGUCGAGCAAUCAGCGAUUGAUCAGGAUGAGGAGGACAUAUUCCAAUGUGGCAAGUGUAAAAGCCAAUUCACGUCGCUUCAGAUGUUUGUGCUUCACAAGAGGACGCAUCAGAAGACGCAGCAGAACGUGGACCUGAAUCAGUUCUUAACAAAUGAACCGAGAAUGCACCAAACGAUGCACGUGGAAGACACCGCUCAAGAUGAAUCACAGUACAAUUCACAAGAAACCUUUCAGCUUGGAGAACCUAUCAUUCUUGAAGAAGCAGAUAUGCUAUUCAGCGUGGAUCAGGAAGCUGCCAAUUACUUCACGGCAGAUUCCACGUUCGGUGUGCCGAUCAUCCUAAGCACAGAGAACCUAGAUACUUUUGAUAACGCCGCCAUCGAAGCAACAAGAGAAGACUCGAGCGAGGUGCCGACGAUGCAACUACAAAACGAUAUCAGCUCGCAGGAAGAUGCCUCGAGUCAGUCGGAGCAUCCAACUACCUCGUUGACGGACAACGAGCCGUCCUUAAUGGAUAAUGAACCGCCCUUGGAGGACAACGAACUCUCCUUUGAGGAUAUCAAGAUAUCCCUCCAAAAUAAUACGUUCGAUGAAUCGGAAAUUGAUAUUCACAUGCAGAACUUGAAGUACAAGUGUGGAUAUUGCAAUAAACAGUUCGCGAAGAAAUUCUAUUGGCAACAACACGAACGCUCUCACACCGGCGAGAAGCCUUACCAGUGUGUGGUGUGUGGUCGAGCAUUCGCACAGAAGUCAAACGUGAAGAAGCACAUGUCUUCGCACAAAGUGUGGCCUGGCACUGCCAUUCAUUCAUUACCACCCGAGGCUCCUCCGGACGGAAGUAUCGAUCGCACAUACCAUUGCCAAUUUUGCAAAGAGACAUUUGACUCGUACAAGGCUCUGAAGGGCCACUUGAUCGUUUCGCAUCUGGCAUUGAAGGUGUACAAGUGCGUGCAGAGUAGCUGCAGCAUGAUGUUCUCAGAGCUGGAGGAAUUCCUGGAGCAUACGCGCAGCCACAAGUGCUCGGAGUAUCGGUGCCACGUGUGCGGCGAGGUGUUCAGCACUCUGUCGGACCUCGGUCGCCAUCAGUAUGUCCAUUCUGUUCAAAAGCAGAAGACCACGGAGAAGUACUAUUGCUGCUCGGUCUGCAAGUCAUCGUUCUCGAAUCUGGAAGCGCUGCAGCACCAUCAGGAAACCACGACGCACGACUACGUGUGCCUGCACUGCGGCAAGAGCUUCCUCAUUGAGAGGUUCCUGCGUCGUCACCUCAAGACUCAUUCCGCGUCGGCGAGAUACGCCUGCGAGGACUGCGGCAAGGCCUUUAAAACCGAGCAAUACCUAGCCAAUCACAAACUGAUACACAGUGAGGAGACACCUUUUACAUGUCCGCAUUGUCCAGCCAGAUUCAAGAGGAAAGACCGGUUGAGCCGCCACAUGCUGAUCCACGACCUGACGAAAAGACUAAAGUGCCCGUUCAAGAGUUACUUGGGUUGCAUGAGCGAGUUCUCGAGGCCCGACAAACUCAAGCGACACCUGUUAACGCACAGCAAUGUCAAACGGUUCAGCUGUAGCCACUGCAACCGCAAUUUCCACCGAGCGCAGGCUCUCAAGCAUCACGAGAUGAAGCACAGCCUCAAGUGUGACAUUUGUUCCCACGCUUUUAAGACUAGAGAACAACUGGUUACUCACAAUUGUGAGCAAUCCGGCGAGAUCAAGAAGCACACGAGCUCCCAGUUGCCGAAGAAAGCGUCCGGCUCGUUCAAACCGAGGAGGCCCACCCCAAAGAGACAAAUGUCAUCGAAGACUGCGAUACCGCUUGCCGACAAAGAGAAGUUGGAGAAACUUAAAGCUGACGAACUACAAAGAAAAAUCGCCUUGGAAACGUUCAGAUCUGACGAGCUCAACGAGGAAGCUCGCGCGAGAAAAACGGGGAGCGGCCUCGUUCCGAAGCCGAUCGAGUCGAUAAGCGUGUCGAUAAACGAGCGAUCCAAUUCGCCGGUGAUGGAGCUCGAGGAGGGCUUGAAAGACGACACGAAAUGGCACUCGUCGCAUGUAAACGAGUAGAAUUUUGCAAUAUAUACAUAUAUAUACAUACACGCGUAUAUAUAUUUUUUUGAUUCGUAUUUAAAUUGUACAACAAUUAGGAUGUAGACACGAAUCGUCGUAGCACGUGCAAUGGGGAUCAUCGACGGAGAUUGCAUUUUAUAUUCGCGUACGGUAUUUUGUAGUUUACAUAUCUGUGAUAAUUGUAUUAUAAACGCUCUAUCGAAUAUAAGUAACUUAUAUAUAGAUAUAUAUACACAUACACACACACGCACACAUUGAGGAUGUUCGAUGUCGUUAACUCUUAUAGAUACAGCUACAGUUGUGUCCGAUACUCUGAGCAUCCUGUCGAACACUUUUGUUCGUUAACUUUUUUUAACAUUAGGAUGUAAGGCGUGCGCACGAUAUCAGAGUUGUAACAAAGCGCUUUUCGGCGCGCGAGAACCUCUUUUUAAUUUAUUUGUUACAAAAUAAUAAAUAUCUAUCAGAAGU